This is a messenger RNA of Beauveria bassiana ARSEF 2860, 1638 nucleotides long. Its product is annotated as polysaccharide export protein. The transcript has a single exon. NCBI's taxonomy places the organism in Eukaryota, Fungi, Ascomycota, Sordariomycetes, Hypocreales, Cordycipitaceae. The record is from RefSeq and is a predicted model, not a curated record. Bases 1 to 1638 code for a protein of 545 amino acids.
AUGCCUUCUUCGUCUCGAGAGCGGGACGAGACCGAGCCUUUUCUGGCUGCCGACUGGCUCGAGAGCCCCAUUCAACUCGAAGAGGCCACCGGCGAGCCUCGUCGCAACACCUUCACGGCCAGAUCCUACGAUAAGAGCGCCACCAGAUCGCGGUCGCCCUUAGCUGCGGCCACGGCGCCAAUAGGAUUCUUGGGCUGCUGUGCGGCUCGCUUCUUCCGUCGCAAAAUUCGAUGCACCAUUCCUCGUCAGCUCAUACUCCUUUUCAAGCUCUACAUUCUCAGCUUCACAAUCAUAGCCUUCUCCGUCCUCGUCAUCUUCCCUUCACACACAAAUCCUCCGCCUCAGUAUAUAAAACUCGAACAAAGAUGCGCCGGCCCCUACCCGAAAGCUGGCUGCGCCAAUCCGCACAAGGAGCAAAUAUUCAUUGUGGCCUCCAUGUACGACAAAUAUGGCCAGUUGCUGGGCGGGCAAUGGGGCCAGCAAAUGCUCGACCUCAUUCAUCUUGUCGGUCCUGAAAAUGCUUUUGUUUCCAUCUACGAGAAUGAUAAUGCGCCGGCCGGUACGGCUGCUCUCCACAACUUCCGCCAACGACUACCUUGCAGGAACGAGCUUGCUCAUGAGGAGCACCUGGAUCUCUCACAGUUUCCCAACGUCACCAUGCCCGACGGAUCUGAGCGAAUGAAGCGACUGGCUUAUCUCACCGAGUUGCGCAAUCGAGCCAUGUGGCCCCUCGACCGCUUCAACGAGUCUAUUGGCGCAUUCGACAAGGUUCUGUACCUCAAUGAUGUCUACUAUCGCCCCGUUGAUGCUGCUCACCUACUCUUUUCCACCAAUGCCGAUGACACCGGCCGCACCCAUUACCUGUCCGCAUGCGCCAUGGAUUACGAUUCGCCAGGCAUCUUUUAUGACUCCUACGCUGCGCGCGAUGCCCAGGGCUAUGGCGUCGGCUCUCAAGAGUACCCAGUCUUCACUACAGCCGGUGACGCCAUCUCCCGCCGUGACAUGCUAGGCGAAACCGACGCCGUCCGCGUCAGUACUUGCUGGUCUGGCAUGGUCGCGAUGCAGGCAAGAUGGGUACAAAACACCAAGUCCACGUCGCUGCCUACGCCCAACUUUCAAGACGUCGCAGCUCAUGUCAUCGAUCCUGAUUCGCCAAAGCCUGUUGAGCUGCCAAUCCGAUUUCGGUAUGAGCCGGAAAUAUUUGCCGACUCGUGCGAAUGCUGUCUUUUCCUUGCCGACGUUACAACCGUUGCCCUCAAUGCUGGUGCUAUCGACACAGACACCUUUCUCAACCCAUAUGUGCGCGUCACUUACAAGCCCAAUCUGCUAUCGUGGAUUCUGUUAAGCAAACGCUGGGAGCGCAUUUGGAUCCCGAUUCAGCUGCUCGGCACAUGGCUCAAGGGCCGUCCAGAGUUUAACCCCCAUCGCACAGUGCGGGAGGGCGAGCCUUUUCUUGAGGAGAUAUGGGUGGCCAAUCACUCACUCUCAGCUGGUGGCAGCUGGGAAAUGAAGGAGCGUACGGGUCGCAACGGUAUGAUGUGCUGGGGGCGUAUGAUGCACCUGAUGAAGCAGGAUGACAAGCGUGAGGGUGACAGAAAUUGGGAACGUGCUAGAAUACCAGGCGGUCAUGUACAGUGA